Molecule: messenger RNA, 531 nt
Organism: Arabidopsis arenosa
Lineage: Eukaryota; Viridiplantae; Streptophyta; Magnoliopsida; Brassicales; Brassicaceae
Source: the annotation of a GenBank genome assembly
CUCUCUCUCUCGGCAAGCCAUGAGCUCCUCAAUUAUGAAAACCCUUCAGAUUCGUAAACCCACUUCUCUCCCUAUCUCUUCCACCACCAUAGAUGAGCCAGGGCUUCUCCGUCGUCGUCUCUCUUCUCUUUCUCUAAAUCUCUCACGUAACCAACCUUCCACCGUCUCAAGAUCCAAGUCGGUCUCUGACAUGGGAGAGCAAGGAGGGAGCUCUAUGAAAGAAUGGUGGGAAUGGAGUUGGUCAUGGAUUCUUUUAAAGAAGUUACCAAUCUUUUUCACUGAUCUUGAGGUUAACAAGAACGAAACCAAAUCAUCAUUGGGGAAUCAACAAAGAGGUAGCUUCGUUCACGUCUUCUUUAAGCUCCGAUCUGAGUUCCGCCGUCUCCUCCGUCCUUCCUCUGACUCUCUUCCUCUCUCUUGCAAACACGGACAGAGAUGACGUGGCAAUCUUCCUCACGAGCUCUCUCUAUCUCUCGUUGGAGGUUUACGAUUUUGUGUGUGUGGUAAUUCUUAUAAAAUCUCUUAUUUGAU